Molecule: messenger RNA, 1244 nt
Organism: Fimicolochytrium jonesii
Lineage: Eukaryota; Fungi; Chytridiomycota; Chytridiomycetes; Spizellomycetales; Powellomycetaceae
Exons: 1
Coding region: 330-1244 (304 amino acids)
Source: RefSeq, a predicted model, not a curated record
UUGGGCAGCGCUCAUAGGCAGCUUUCAUUCUUGGGUAUGAAUAACAAGGAAACCAUUGGAAGUUUGCACUCGUGCUGGAUGAUUGGGCCUUGGAUGAGGCCGACGGUGGCGACGAUGCGGUUGGCGACGAUGCGGGUGGCGACGAUACGGGUGGUGUUCACAUUUUUGGAACUCAACAUAUUCGUGGUGUUGGCGUCGGGGGCGUCCGCAAUGGGGCUGCGACGGUCAACCACAUCAUGAGUCAAGGAAGGGGUGCUGAUGGUGUAUGGAAGGCGAACACCGCAAAGAUUUAUUUGAACGCGUACGCGAAGUGAAUCGAUGCGCUGGAGAUGGAAGGCAAUGAGGAGCGCCGAGAUCGAUUACAAGUGACGGACGUGACAAAGACCUUACAACUGAUCCAAGCGCAACAUGACCUGUGUUGUGAGAUGUUGGAUGUGGCGGCGAGCAAGCAGAUGUACACGGAAGCGGAGAUGGAGAACUACUUGGAGUGGUGGGAAUUCAAAGAGCGGGUCGGAGCAUGGUUGGAGGCUCAACCGGCACCCCGCGCUGACGACACUGAGAUGGCUUUCAGUGAAAUCCAGAGGCUGAUGACCGUCGCGGCGUUGCGUAUAGCGGUUUUUGACCAUGAACCCCGUCGACUGGAUGUGUUUGCAGCCGACGGUCGAAACUACUACGAGAGCGAGAUGCGGACAAUCAUCCUCGACGAGUACAAGACGGCCACGAAGUAUGGAACGCAACGUACUGUACUGUACUGUAUGCAAGUGUCAGAAGAGACGGGCAAAAUUCUGGAUAUCUUAAUCGCGUACGGCAAAAAGCAUGAUCGACAGUACGUGUUCGGGCCCUUGGAAGAACCGGAGACGUUCACCUACACAGCACAUUCGGCGUGGUCUAGUCGCUUUUUGAGCACCGCGAUGCACAAAGCGACAGGGAAGGCCAUCAACUGUGAUCUCCUGCGCAAGCUUUACAUUGAGUUUGCGCAAAAAGAGGGUUUGUUUGACGACCCGUUGGCGCGGAGGGCGAUUUCCAACCGGAUGGCACAUGACGUGCGGACGCAGGUGAAAUACUAUGCGAAAGAUGUCGGGCGGUCCGGCAAGAAGAGGAACGUAGAGGCCGUUGAUGCGGAUGCGGAGGCGGAUUCGGAAAGCGGAAGACAACGCAAGCGAACCGUGAUAACUGACGAGCAGAAGGCUGCCCUCUGGGAGGUCAAAGUCGAACAGGAGGCAAUGCAAGGGACUACCGGUUGA